This is a messenger RNA of Gossypium raimondii (Peruvian cotton), 596 nucleotides long. RefSeq names its product thioredoxin H-type. The record is from RefSeq and is a predicted model, not a curated record. The coding region runs from base 91 to 459 and encodes 122 amino acids. The transcript is spliced from 3 exons. NCBI's taxonomy places the organism in Eukaryota, Viridiplantae, Streptophyta, Magnoliopsida, Malvales, Malvaceae.
AGAGAAGCGUUUUUUGCGUGACAAUUUAUUUGUUUAGUAUUAUUACCUGUGAAAUUCUGUUCUCAUUUUUCUUUCAAGAACUAAGCGAAAAUGGCAGCAGAGGAAGGCCAAGUCUACGGUUGCCACAAUCUUGAAUCAUGGAACGAGCAGCUUCAAAAAGGCAACGACUCCAAAAAAUUGGUGGUGGUUGAUUUCACUGCUUCAUGGUGUGGACCCUGCCGUUUCAUUGCACCUUUCCUGGCUGAACUAGCCAAGAGGUUCCCUUCUGUUAUCUUUCUUAAGGUGGAUGUGGAUGAGUUGAAGGAGGUUGCUACCGAUUGGGCAGUGGAGGCUAUGCCGACUUUCAUGUUCAUCAAGGAAGGGAAGAUUGUGGACAAAGUGACGGGAGCAAAGAAAGAAGAGCUUCAGCAGACUGUGAUAAAGCAUAUGGCUGCCACCAGUACUACUUCUUCAGCUUGAUUUUAUGAUAAUUAUUAGUUCAACUGUCUUUAUCUUUAAUGUUUGGAGGAACUUGACCUCAUGAUUAUGUCCUGCUACAUCUCUUAUGUUAUUAGACCUUAAGUUUCUUUAUCUAUGGAUCUUUCAUUUUAUUUAAA